Molecule: messenger RNA, 792 nt
Organism: Aspergillus calidoustus
Lineage: Eukaryota; Fungi; Ascomycota; Eurotiomycetes; Eurotiales; Aspergillaceae
Source: the annotation of a GenBank genome assembly
AUGGUCCCGAAAUACAACUUGCAGGCUCUAGCAGCCUGCAUAAUAUCGAUCAGCGCCCUCAGCUACGCAGCCUCACUUGCAUGGGCAGGCUAUCAGCCCUCAAUUCUUGAUUCUCGAACCCCUUCAGAGGCGCCUGGCUGCGAUGGAUCCGGCAUAGUUGAUCCAGAUGGCCGAUGCAACGGGGAUGGACUCAUAGAUAACCCUCCCGACCCCCGGAGGGGAGGUUUCAGAUUCGACAAUCCAUCAACAGACUGCAAGUAUGUUACGCAGAUGUACAUAUACGAUGUCUUUAAGGUCCUGGAGAAGGACAUGGGCAAACUCUUCACGUAUGUCAACAAGGACGUCGACUUCCACGUCAUGGGCCAUCACCCAAUUGCAGGGCAUUACCACGACCUACUUCAUUUCUAUGUGAACGCACUCCGUAGAGCCUCGAUGUGCUUCAUGGACCACCCCGAGUCAUUCGAGGUUCGUCCGCAGGCGAUUCAUGGUGGCUGUAACAGUCGAUGGUCUGUUCAAGAGAUCCGGUUUAGCGGUUUGCAGAAUUCAGGGGACUCCUUUGAUGUGAUUAAUGUCUGGGUAACGAGGUGGCAUCAAGGACAGAUGGUCGAGGUCCGAACGUUUAUCGACCAGGGCCAAAUGACAGAGGUACUGCACAAGAACGAGCUGUGGUGGAAUGCAACAUCAUUUCGGGAGAAUUUGCAUUACAUACCCGGCCCCGCUGGGAUGCCUGACUUGGAUGAGUUGAAAAAGCUCAUGCGCUACCCAGAUGGGCGGAAGUAUGACGAUUUGUAA